Closterium sp. NIES-67 is the source of this 3515-nucleotide messenger RNA. The record is from the annotation of a GenBank genome assembly. Lineage: Eukaryota; Viridiplantae; Streptophyta; Zygnematophyceae; Desmidiales; Closteriaceae.
UCAUAUGUGGAGCUGAGGUUUCUAGAUGCCACAUAUUGAACCAUCCCAACACCCGGCAGAAAUAAAACCGUCUGUGUGCCGAGUAGAUAGAGGAAGCAAGAGUGAGUCUCUUCAGGUUAGGUUUCUUCCUCGGCCCUCGCUAGUAGUCUAGGACAGCUGGUCGCUUUGUUAACUACUUUCAAGCUGCUCGACGCAACUACUCCUCUAGUUGCGGUUGACUUCCUCUGCCUUCAGUAGCUGAAGCUAAUACGCUCCUUCAACUCCCUUCAACUGCUCGCGUCGUAAUCACCACACCUCGCAAGUACCAAUCGCGCUCGUCCCGGCUCCUCCAGAAGCCUGUGUUUCAAACCCCGUGCAGCUCUUGAUUCCGCGCUCAAUUCUCUUCUCCUCGGCCACGAAGCACCAUUCAGCGAUCGUCCGCCAGAUCAGGCAUCUCACACGCAAUAUUAGUCCGACUAUCCUUUUAGAUUCCACUUACUAACCCCAACAGUCCCCCCAGCAGUGUUCGACUCCGCCCCCUUAAAGCCCUGCUCCCGCUCCCCCGUCCGUGAGCAAGCAGCGGGAGGGAAAGGCGAGCGCAACUAUGGGUGCAGCUAUCGCGCUGGUGGCCGGAGGCGCCUCAGGGGGAAAGGCGGGCGCGAGCGCGAGCGCGCGCAAGCGGCACGGCGUUCUAAGUCACCCCACCUGGUUUCGCCGCGCGCAGUCGCUCGGUCGCCUGUGGUGGGCGCUGCUCCCGCUGCUGCUCGUCGUGACGCUUAUCACUCACGGCGAGCUGCUCGCUUUCCUCUUCCUCCGCAUUUCCCCCCAUCCCAUUUCCGCGUCUUCCGCCGCGUCGUCCCCUCCUUCCGCCUCCGCCGCAGCCGCUGGGGUAAUCAGACCCUUCCGACAGGGCCUCUCCACUUUCUCCGACGCUAUUUCCGCCGCAGCCGCCGGCGUUUCCCUUCCGUCUGUUGGCGGAAUCGCGUGGGCGUUCGCGGUGGCUCUUAUUCGCGGCGUGUGCGAGCCGAUAGCGGCGCUACUGCUAAUCGACUCGCUGCUGCUCACCCUCUCCGGCCUCGUGCUAUGGCACAGGGCGCGGCGGCAAGACUGCCUGCGGGCCGCAGCGGCAAUUAAAGCCCGAACUAGCGCUCCAGGGAAACUCGCCGCAGCAGCCGGAGGUAACGGAGAGCUGAGUCCGGUCGCUGGUAGUGGUGAUCUGUGGGAGGAGAGCUGUGCUCAGUUUGCCAUGACUAGAAGCAGCAGCGGCAACAGCAUGGCGGUAAACCUAGGCGCCGUCGCCGCCACCGCUGCCGGCUGCGACUGGGAUGGCACGGCGGCCUCCGCCGCGUCCGGCGGCGCGCUCUCCGCAACGUCCGUGUGGCCGUCGGUGCUGGUGCAGCUGCCCAUGUACAACGAGCGCGAGGUCUACGCGCGCGCGAUCGACGCGGCGUGCAACCUGCAAUGGCCGCGCGGGCGCCUCGUGGUGCAGGUGCUCGACGACAGCACGGAUGAGGAGGUGUCGCGCGGAAUGCGCGCGGAGGUUGCGCGGUGGCGGAGCAAGCUGGGGUGCGGGGGCGCGAGCAAGGGCGCGCGGAACAGCAUGGGCGGAAGCGUCGACGUGCAGUACCGCCACCGCACGGUGCGCGCGGGGUACAAGGCCGGGAACCUCCGCGAGGGCCUCACGGAGCCGUACGCGCGCGCGUGCGCAUUCGUCGCAAUUCUCGACGCGGACUUCGAGCCUUCCCCCGACUGGCUCCUCCGCUGCGUGCCCCCGCUCGCGCGGGACCCGCAGCUCGCGCUGGUGCAGACUCGCUGGGCGUUCAGUAACGAGUCGGAGUGCCUACUAACGCGUCUGCAGGCCGUGGAGCUCAAGUGGCACUUCCUAGCGGAGCAGCUCUUCAGCUCAUCCGCGUUACAGUGCUUCGGGUUCAACGGCACCGCGGGCGUGUGGCGCACGGCGGCGAUCGCGGACGCGGGGAGUUGGAGAGACGAUACAACCGUUGAGGACAUGGAUAUUGCCGUGUGCUCCGCCGCGAAAGGGUGGCGCAUGCGGCUCGAGCCGACCGUGGAGUGCGCCAGCGAGGUCCCCGCGGAAUACGGCGCGUACCGGAAGCAGCAGCACCGCUGGACGAGCGGCCCCGCGAACCUGCUGCGGCUGCGCGGCGGCGCCGUGCUCACCGCCCCGCGAUCGGUGCUGAGCUGGCCCGCGAAGUUGUACUUCGUGGGGGUCUACAUGUUUCUUCGCCGGGCUGCCCGCCACCUGAUCGGAAUCGUCUUCUGGCUGGUCGUCCUGCCCCUGUACCUCCUCUCCUCCGCGCUCCCCUCCGCUUCCCCCGCCGCUUCCGCUUCCGCCUCCGCGUUCCCCUUCCCCUGGGCAAUGGCGGCGCUGGUGCUGGUGUACCCGCUGUGCCUGUUCGCGUUCUCCCCAGGAAAGCUCCGCCUGCUCCCCGCGUACUUCCUCUUCCUCGGCGCGCUGCUCCCGCUACGCGCGUACGCCACGGUGGCGGGUCUGCUCAACCUAUCCAGCUCGCACACGUGGGACGUGACGCAGAAGCUGGGCCGGCGCGGCGCGAGCAGCGGCGCAAGCAGUGGUGCGGAGGGAGAGGAGGAGGCGGAGGGGGAGGAGGAGAUGAGCGAGGAGGAGGUUCAGCUGAGUGGGGGCGACACGAGUGAGGAAGAGGAGGAGGAGGCAGAGGAGAGGGAAAAGGAGAGUGAGAGUGAUCUUGGGGAGCCUCAGAGGCGAUUGCGGUUGAAGCUGCCCAGCAAGGGAAGCCGUGAACCUUCCAUGUCAUCAGCAAGCUCUUUCUCGUCCUUCUCCUCCUCCUCUUCUGGUGCGCCCUCCCUCUCCUCCUCCACCACCUCCUCUGCUCCUUCCUCCCCUGCCCAUCUCUCCCUGCAACCCAUGUCUCCAAAAGUUAAGUCCGUGUCUCUCUCGCCACCGUCCACGGCAGCAGCAGUAGCAGCAGCGCUGGCAGCACAGGGAGCAGCUGUGAGAAAAGCUGCAGCCCUGUUUGUGCCAGAGGUGCUGUUUGGGGGCUAUCUUAUGGUGGUUGCUGCUGUGGUGGUGGGAGUGAAGGGGCUGGCAGCGUUGACAGGUUCAGGGGAAAGCUCAGGAGGUGCUGCUUGGUGGUUGACCACCGGGCUAGUGGCCUUGCAAGGGGGGUGGGCAAUCUGGGCUGGGUUGGGGAAUUUGGGGGUGAGUGAGUGAGCCAAGAAUGGUGAGUCUCGCGCUAUGCUUCACAAAUGCAUGGGACUGGAGCAAGGUGGCACCUGAGCUGCUGGUGUGUGGGUUGGCAUUGGCAUGUAAACGCCAUGUUCUUGUGUGAGGUAGUAACCUAGAAAAGGUGCCUUCUGCAUGCACCAGUAGUGCGGGGAGAAGAGGCUGGAGUGAGAACCAGCCUAGCACCUGAUAAAUUAACGUGCCAGUCUAUUGGUUUCUGUAGCGUUUGGCGUGGCUCAAAGUGAUGCUAUGCCAUGAUUUAUAUAGCUUCCUUGUAACAACCUUUUAUAGGAUUCUUUGUGUUUUUAAUAUUGAU